Messenger RNA from Raphanus sativus (radish), 2830 nucleotides. Its product is annotated as protein PHOX4-like. The record is from RefSeq and is a predicted model, not a curated record. Gene Ontology annotation, molecular function: protein binding. The coding region runs from base 161 to 2296 and encodes 711 amino acids. Lineage: Eukaryota; Viridiplantae; Streptophyta; Magnoliopsida; Brassicales; Brassicaceae. The transcript has 3 exons.
ACCUAUAGAGGAGUCGUGUCGAGUUCCCUUUGAAGUUUCAGCAAAAACGCUUUUCUUUCUUCUUCUUAUUCUCUGUUUCAUUCCUUAGCUUCAUCAUUAAACUUCAAUCUCAGACAUUUAUCGAAUAUUUUCUAUUUCGGGAAAGUAGUUUCACAUUAAAAUGGGAAAGCAAGCGGCGAAGAAGAAAACUCCGGAGACGCCAAAAGACGCUUCCGGCGGCGGAGGAAGGUCAGGUAAAACCAACCACCGUUCAACUUCAAGAGCCGUCGUCGACGAAGACAUGGAGAUAUUCAUCACCCUAGCACUCGAGCUCAGAGAAGAAGGUAACAAACUAUUCCAGAAACGCGACAACGAAGGAGCGAUGGUAACCUACGACAGAGCCGUGAAGCUUUUGCCUAAACACCACUAUAUCGACGUAGCUUAUCUGAGAACGAGCAUGGCUUCUUGCUACAUGCGAAUGGGACUAGGCGAGUAUCCUAACGCGAUUAGGGAAUGUAGUUUGGCUCUCGAGGCUUCUCCUAGGUACAGUAAGGCUCUGGUGAGAAGGUCUAGGUGCUACGAGGCGUUGAACAAGUUGGAUUACGCGUUUAGGGAUGCUAGGAUCGUGCUGAACAUGGAGCCGGAGAAUGUUUCUGCGAAUGAAGUGUUUGAGAGGGUGAAGAAGGCGUUGGUGGAGAGAGGGAUCGAUGUUGAUGAGAUGGAGAAGAGGUUUGUGAACGUGCAGCCUCUCGGCGCAGCGAGUUUGAAGAAGGUUGUGAAGAAGAGUAGUGGAAAAGUUGAGGAUGAGAGUCCAAAGGUUGUCAAGAGAGAAGAAGCAGAGGAGAAGAGCGAUGCCAAGUCUGAGAUUGAUGCAAAGAAACCUACUUUCAAGAAACAGAGGAAGACAAGUGGUAACAAGACAGGAGAAGAGAGGAAGAUGGAAGAUGUUGUCAUGGACAAAGAGGUCAUUGCCUCAGAGAUUGUGGAAGAUGCAACUGUUACUAGAACCGUUAAGUUGGUACAUGGAGAUGAUAUAAGAUGGGCACAGUUACCGCUAGAUUCUAGUGUCAGACUCGUAAGAGAUGUGAUCAAGGAUCGUUUCCCUUCUCUAAGAGGGUUCUUGAUUAAGUACAAGGAUCCAGAGGGUGAUCUGGUUACCAUUACCUCGACGGAUGAGCUGAGGCUAGCUGCUGCUUCUGAUCAUGAUAAACUUGGUUCCCUUAGAUUAUAUAUAGCUGAAGUUAACCCUGAUCAAGAACCAACCUAUGAUGGCAAGAGAUUGAGCAGUGAAAGCGUUGAAUCCGACAAAGCAGAGAACUGGAUCUUCCAGUUCGCGCAGCUGUUCAAGAACCAUGUAGGGUUUGAUUCUGAUUCUUACUUGGACCUCCAUGACCUAGGGAUGAAGCUCUACACAGAAGCGAUGGAGGAAGCAGUAACCGGUGAAGAUGCGGAGAAACUCUUUGAGAUCGCAGCUGAUAAGUUCCAAGAAAUGGGUGCGCUAGCUAUGUUCAACUGGGGUAACGUUCACAUGUCAAAGGCGAGGAAGCAAGUCUCUUUCCCCGAAGAUGCCUCAGUAGAAGCUGUAAUAGAAGCUGCGUUUGUGUGGACACUGAAGGAAUACAACAAAGCUGCAGAGAAGUAUGAAGAUGCUGUUAGGAUUAAACCUGAUUUCUACGAAGCUCUCAUCGCACUUGGUCAACAACAGUUCGAACAUGCAAAGCUUUUGUGGUACCAUGCACUCAGAAGUAAAGUAGACAUAGAAAGCGAGGUGUCUCAGGAGGUUCUUAUGCUUUAUAACAAAGCUGAGGAUAGCAUGGAGAAGGGUAUGCAGGUUUGGGAAGAGAUGGAAGAGCGUCGUCUAAACGGAAUCUCCAAGUACGAUAAAGAGAUGACACUGCUGCAUAAGAUGGAGUUGUUUAGCGAAGCUUCGGAUGAAGAGACUUUGGAGCAGGCAGCUAAUAUGAGUUCUCAGAUUAAUCUCUUGUGGGGCUCCUUGCUGUAUGAGCGGUCUAUAGUGGAGUAUAAGCUCGGGCUACUAACUUGGGAUGAAUGUUUAGAGGUUGCAGUUGAGAAGUUUGAACUAGCUGGAGCUUCUGCUACUGAUAUAGCUGUGAUGGUAAAGAAUCAUUGUUCAAGCGAGAGUGCACUUGAAGGUAUGGGGUUCAAGAUUGAUGAGAUAGUACAGGCAUGGAAUGAGAUGUAUGAUGCCAAAAAAUGGCAGAACGGUGUCCCAUCUUUCAGGCUAGAACCGAUGUUCAGGAGACGAGCUCCAAAACUGCAUGAUAUCUUAGAGAAUGUAUUUUCUGGGUCAGCUUGAUGAAAAUUCGUCUCAGUAUAUGUAUCAUCAACAGCCAGUAGGCACUUUGUUUUGUUUGGGAGUGGUGUUCAUUUUCCUCUCCUCCUAUUUUGGUUUGGUUUGGUUUAGUCUCAUCUUUCAAAAACAAAUAUAUAAUUUUUUUGGUGGAUAUUAUUCUUGGCCUCUGCGAUAUUCAUGUGGUAGGCUGAGACUGAUUAGGAUUCAGUCCAGAGUAGAAGAAGGUUAUAGAUGGUGAUAACUCUUCUCUUCAGAUUUGAUACAACAUAUUGGUUAUAUGUUCCUGUUUGUUUUGUUUGUUUUCUUAUUGUAAUCAUUUUUAUUACUUGUUGAUUUUGGAAUAGUGUCUGUUAAAUGUGUGUUUGUGUGAAUAUUUGUUGUACUCUGACUUCAGAUUGUUUUAUUUAUAAAAAAAAAGAAUGAAAAGGUUAUUUCUCAGAUUACUAUCAAUGGUCAAGUCCAAUGUAACCAGAGAGGUAGAACAAUAGCAAGAGGUCACUGUACAAAACUGCAUAGUCGCCUAAAGCUGCUUCCUGC